AUGGCCCGCAGGUUGCUACUGGGGCGCCCACUCCCAUCGGCGGUCGCUUGCGAACGAUCAUCGAUGCACCAGGGCAUGCGGGAGGCGCGGGGCACCCUAUUCGCCCCGAUCAAGCAGUCAACCGAGCGCCGUCUGGGGCAUAGCGCGAUGCAGGUGGCGCCACUGGACUCCCUUGCCCACCUGCCGGGUCCGCCGGUCAAGGAGAAGAACCGAGGGGCGGCCGCCAUCCAUGCGGGCCAGCUCCUGGCCUAUGCCGCCGCCUCGGCGGUGGUGGUGGUCGACGCUCAGAGCCUGACCGUGGCGACCACGCUGGCGGGAGCGCACCGGCAGGCGGCCGUGUCGGCACUGGCUUGGCACCCCGGCAGCGGCCCGCGCGAGGCGCGCGCCGCGGCGCAGCUGCGACUGGCCAGCGGGGACGAGGAGGGGCAGGUGAUGGUGUGGAACGUCAACACGGGGGCGGUCAUUGCGGCGCUGGAGGAUCCCUGGGCCUCCGCCUUUGGCGGCACAGCCGGGGCCAAGCGCCCCGAGAGCCACGGCGGCGGCGGCGGCGGCGGCGGCCGGCCGCCGGUGGUGGGGCUGGCCUGGGCCACCGCCGCGCCCAGCGUGCUGGCCGUCCUGCUGGCGCCCUGCAUCCUGCUGCUCUGGGACUACCGUACGGGCGGCGUCGUGUGGCGUAAAGACUUUGGCGGCGGCGAGGCGUUCACCGGGCUGGUGGUGGACCCUCUGGACCGCCGCCGCCUGGUGAUGUGCGGCGCCAAGGGCUCCUUUGUGGUGCUGUGCCUGCUCAACCCCGCCUCCGACCGCAUCCGGCAGCAGCAGUACCAGGUGGACCUUGGCGGCAGCGGUACCCUGCGCGCCGCCUUCAGCGCCACGCCAGACCUCCUGUUCCUGCUGCUGCAGCGAGAGGUGGGCGCCUGCAGCCCAGGGAUCGCCUUCCCUGGACACAUCUUGCUGUGCUGCAUCGUGUGUGUGCCCUCUGCUCUGCAAAUGUUCCUCGGAGCAUCGUGGCCCCAUCUUGGCCACGAGCCAUGCGUCUGCCGCAUGCGAUGGUACUGCAUUUUAUCCACCAGUACCAUGCAGAUCAUCGUGUUCGACCUGGAGUACGGCCAGCCUGCGGCUUCCACGCCGCUGCCGGGAAGCCGCCCGCCGCUGGAAGACCUGCUGGGCUGCUACGGGCAUGCAGGCGCGGCGGCGGCGGCGCCCGCGGGCAAGUCUCUGGGCGAGGGCGGCAUCGAUGUGCUGUACUGCUCGCACCGCGAUGGAAGCGUGAGCGUGUGGCAGCGCCACCCCCGCCUCCUCACCUACGCCUGCCUGGGGGCCAGCAAGCUGGUGCCCGCGACGGCCAAGUUUGGGCCGGCGCCCAGCCUGCUGGCGCUGGGAGCGGCACUGUGGCGCGGGCUGGAGGCGCCUGCGGCGCCCGACGCCUCCUCCCUGCUGAUCGCCACAGACGGCAGGCGCCAUCCGGGCAUGGCCCGCCGCCUGUCCUCAGGAGAGGUCCGGGGUGGCGGCAGCGGUACCGCAGAGGGCGGCGACGUGGCCGGGGACGUGCCGACCGGCGGCGGCGGCGAGGCCGGCGGCCGCGGAGCCGCCGAGGGCUCCCGCGGCGCGGCGGUGGUGGCGGCGGUGGAGCAGCAGGCGCAGCAGGAGGCUGCGGGGCACGCCGUGCUGCUCAUGGGGGUGGGCAGCGACGGGCGGGUGUGGCAGUGGCAGCUGCCGCUGCUCAGCGGCGAGCUCCCGGACGCCAAGGCCGCCGCCUCUGGCCUGCCGCCUGCACCCAGGCCUGAGCUGCUAGGCCUGCUGCACACGCUGCCGCACAAGGUCACCAGCUUCUGCGCCUGCCCGGUGCCGGUGGUACUGCCCGGUACCGCCGGCGGCGCCGCCAUCGCCGUCGUGGCAGCCGCCACCGCGGCCGGUACCAUCGAAGUGGCGGCGGUGCAGCAGGGGGCGCUGCUGCCGCUGCACCUCAGCAUCAGCACAUCCCUGGCCGCCCACCCCUCCUCCGUGCAUGGCCUGCGCUGGCUGGGCUCCACCGCCCGCCUCGUGUCCUACAGCACCGAAAAGCUGGGGGACAAAGGGUACCGCAACACGCUGCUGCUGACGGACGUGCGCAACCGCGUGAGCACGCCCUUCCGCGCAGCAGGCGCGGCAGACGGGGUGCCGCUGGCGGGCCUGCGCGCCUCGCCCUCGGGCCGCUACCUGCUGCUCCUCUUCAGGGGCGCUCCGUCUGAGAUCUGGUCGGUUGGCGGCGGCGCCCAGCCCGCCCGCCUGCGCCAGGUGGAGCUCCAGUUUGCGGCGGUGGAGUGGCUGCCCCCGCUGCCGGCGGGAGUGACCCACGACAUGGGCCCCUUGGCUGCCUCCGCCGCAGCCGCCUCGGCUGCCGCAAUCGGCAGCCCCGCGGCCACAGGGGCGGCCUGCAGCGGGGGCAACCCCUGGGCAGCCUCACCCAGGGCGGCGGAGCGGGCGGCCGGCGGGCAAGCGGCGCUGCCCUACCAGUUCCUGGAAGAAAGCGAGGAGCCGCCCGAGGAGCGGCUGGCCUUCUCCCUGCUCGACGGGCGGGCGGGCGUGCUGGGCAUACGCGGGCGCCGCAUCAGCGACACCCGGCCGCGCCGACCCGCCUGGCAGGCGCUGGCCUCGGGAGACUUCCGGGCGGUGGCCAUCGGCUCCUGGGGCCAGUCUGUGCUGCUGGGGGAUGCAGAGGGCACGCUGGCGCACUGGGACACAGUGACCGGCAAGUGCUCGGUCAUGGAGACGGGCUACGGCCGGAUCCACCGCAUCUGCACCUCUGCCCCGCCCGCAGAGGCCCUCUACCCCCGCCUCCCCGGCACCGCGGCAGUGCAAGCCCGCGUGGCCCUGCUGUUUGCCAGCGGCCUGUUUGCCGCAUACGACCUGGAUCUGUCUGGAGAGCUAUGGGCCACGCACACCACCGCCAGCGCGGCGGCGGCACGCGUGGGGCGCGUGACGGAUGUCGGCUGGCUGCCGCUGCCGGGGACCGUGGGCGGCGGCGCGGUGCUGGCGGCCUCGCUGGCCGACGGCGCCCUCGCGCUGUUUGACACGGUACACAGCAUCGACGUGCGGCCCCGCCGCGCCCGCAUGCAGCGGUACCGCGCCGCGCUGCACACGCCGCCGCCCCCCGGCGCCGCCGGCGGCGCCUGGGGCCUGGCAGCCGCGGCGCCCGCGGCGGCGCCGCUGCUGCUGCCACGCGCCUGGGCGCUGCUGCUGCGCCUGCUGCUGCAGCGCGAGGUGCCGGAGGUGGCGUUCCGGGAGCUGGGCACGCUGGCCGCUUCCAUCGGCCACGGUACUGCAUGCGGCGGUGCCGCGGUACCGGGCAGCAUGACGGUGGAUGCUGAGCUGGCGCUGGAGCGGCUGGAGGCAGAUAUCUGGGGCCGCCUGCCCCGCGCCUGCCAGGCGGCCUGGGGGGCCCUCCUGGCGCAGCGCGCGGAGGGCGGCGAGGGCGCGGCGGCGGCGGCGGCAGAGGGUUCCUCUCUGAUGCAGCUGGUUGAGAGCUUUGGGGUGGACUCAGACGAGGAUGAGGCCGGGGCCGGCGGCGGCGGUAGUACCAGCAUGGAUGUGGCGGCGGUGGCGGCGGGGCGCGACCAGCGCGGGGCGCGGGAGUCUUUCGAGGGCUCUGCCGUACGGGACGAGGCGGCGGCGGCCGCGCUGGGGCUGACCAGCCGCCAGGGCAGCGCCACGGGGGCGGCGGCCGCGCCGGGCGGCGGCGCGGGCCGCAGGCCUGUGUCCCAGACCUUCAGGAGCAUCGGUGGCGCGGUGAAGAGCCAGCUGCGGUCGCUGGCGGCGGGCGGCGGGCGCGGCGCGCAGCCGCUGGUGGCGGCGGUGGCGGGCAUCUCCGACGGCUUUGAGUACGGGCAGCAGCGGGCGGGCUUCCAGUCGCUGGUGGCUGUGCUGCACGCGGUAGCCACCGCCCGCGGCCAGCCCGCGGUGCUCUCCCCUGCUGAGCUGGCGGCGUACGGGCGGGCGCUGGGCAGGCGCCAGGUGGCCGCCCGCAUGGCGCUGGCUGCUGAGCUGGCGGGGGAGGCGUGCGAGGCGGCCUUCUGGCGCCGCCUGCCAGCGACCCUGCGCUGGUUGGCGGCCGCGUUGGCGCAGCAGCCCACGCCGCGGACCUCCGCCGGCGGCGGCGGCGACGGCGGCGCAGCCGCCGGGCGCCGGCUGUGGGAUGAGGGGCUGCAGCUGGCCGAGAGCGGGGAGCGGUCGGGGUGGCACGAGCAGAUGAGCCGCAGGGUGUUUGAGGGGUCGGAGGACCUGCAGGAGAAGCGGGUCCUGGAGUACGUGGCGCUGGGCGACUUCCAGACGGCCGUCGGCUUCCUGCUGGCUUCCCCGCCUGACCGUACCACGCGGUACUACCGUGACGCGCUGUGCACGCUGGGCAUGGCCUUUGCCUGCGGCCUGCAGCAGACCGCGCUGCUGGCGGGGCCCGGCGGCGCCGGCGGGCUGGGCUCGCCGCGGCAGCCGCCGCCGCCCAGCAUGCUGCCGGCGGGGAGCGGCAGCAUGAUGGCGGGCACGCCAGCUGGCGCCACCUCAGCGGCCGUGGCCAGCACCGUGGAGGAGUCUGCGGCUCGGACGCUGUUUGUGCAGGCAGCCAAGGUCAUCACAGCCAACGCGGCGGCGGUGGGGGACACGCUGCUGGGCGUGCCGCUGCUGUGCUCCACAGGCCAGCACGCAGAUGCUGCAGCGCUGCUGCAAGACUCGGGCCUGUGGCGCUACGCCGCCACCCUCACCGCCCACGCCCUCAGGCGCGACCCCUGCUGCCUUUGCCGGGCGCGGCGCCUGGCCCGGCCGCUGGCGCAGCGCAUGCAGAAGCGGGGCGCUUUCCUCACAUGCUUUCCUUCCUGCCCACCCACCCACCGACCCACGCAUGCACUCCUGGCCGCGCGUGCGCCUGCCAUCCUGUGCAGGGGCUCGGAGCGAGCGGCGGCGGUGGAGCGCUGGGCGGGGCACGUGGCGGCGGCGGAGGGGCGGCCCUGGGCGGCCGCGGGGCUGCUGGUGGCGGCAGGCUCGCUGCAAUCCGCCCUCACCCUGCUGCGCCAGCACGGCCUGCCCGACGCGGCGGCUGCGCUGGUCAGCGCCUGCAAGGAGGCCGAGCUGCCGCUGCAGCAGCACAGCGUGGCCAGCGGGGAGCUGGCCAACCUGUUUGCGGGGGCGGGACGCGGCGGGCCGCACGCCCAGCCCAUGCAGCGCUUUGACGGCGCCGGCGCGCGCCUGCCCAGCCCGCCCGCCCCGGGGGAGCGGCCGCCGGCGGCGCCCUCCCUGCAGCGAACCCUCACCGACUACGAGCGCAGCGAGGCGGCCAAGGAGUUCCAGCUGUACGCCUGUGAGCUGCUGCAGCAGCUGUAG
Molecule: messenger RNA, 5349 nt
Organism: Chlorella variabilis
Lineage: Eukaryota; Viridiplantae; Chlorophyta; Trebouxiophyceae; Chlorellales; Chlorellaceae
Exons: 24
Coding region: 1-5349 (1782 amino acids)
Cellular component (GO): cytoplasm
Molecular function (GO): protein binding
Source: RefSeq, a predicted model, not a curated record